AUGGCGGCCGUGGAUAUUCACCGCUGUCGCUUCGUGCCCUACCAGCCAUCCGCGAUCAACGCCGUUGCCUUUUCCCAUCCGAGAGCAAGAGACAACAAGCACGCUGCCGUCGCUCGACUUGCAGUUGGCCGAGCCAAUGGAGAUAUUGAGAUAUGGAAUGCUGCCGCGGGUAUUUGGCAACAGGAGCUCAUUAUUAGAGGUGGAAAGGAUCGCAGCAUUGAUGGCCUAGUCUGGGUCAACGAACCGGAUCAAGACCUCGGCGAAGGCCGCAUCCUGAUUGGCAAGUCUAGGUUAUUCAGCAUCGGCUACACCUCGACCGUUACCGAAUGGGAUCUCGAAACGGGAAAGCCCAAGAGGCAUGCGAGCGGCCAGCACGGCGAUAUCUGGUGCAUUGCUGCCCAACCCUCGCUACUCGACGAUCGAACAUCCUCUUCCGUCGACGCGCAAGGAUCUAACAAACUCGUCGCCGGUACUAUCGACGGCGAGCUGGUCAUGUACUCGGUUGAGGACAAUGAUCUCCGUUUCCAAAGAAUUCUUGUCAAGUCGCCGACAAAAAAGGCUCAGAUGGUCAGCAUUAUCUUCCAAUCCCGCAAAGUCGUCAUUGUCGGAUGUUCCGAUAGCACCAUACGAGCCUACGAUAUUGCUAAAGGGCACAUGCUGCGCCGCAUGACCCUUGGAUCUGACCUCGUUGGCGGUUCUAAAGACAUCAUUGUCUGGUCUGUCAAAUGCCUACCCAACGGCAACAUCGUCUCUGGCGACUCUACCGGCCAACUUUGCAUCUGGGACGGCAAAACCUACACCCAGCUACAAAGACUGCAGAGUCAUAAGCAGGAUAUUCUCAGCCUCGCCAUCAGCGCAGAUGGUAAUUCGAUCAUGAGUGGUGGCAUGGACAGAAAAACUGCCCUCUACAAGCAGAACCCUGGUGCUGGUCAGCGAUGGGCCAAGGUUUGGGGUCGCAGAUACCACGAGCAUGACGUCAAAACCAUGGCUACGUUUGAGCAUGCCCGCACCAGUGUUGUUGUUUCUGGAGGCCCUGACUCAAAUCUUGUCGUUGUUCCGCUCAAGGAGAUGGGACGCGAGCAUCACAGAACGGUCAGCGGUCUUCCUCACCAACCACCCCUUAUCAGUGCCAGCAAGGCUCGCUUCAUGGUGAGCUGGUGGGACCGCGAGAUUCAUCUGUGGCUGCUACCACAGCCUGCCUCGGACCUUACCAAGCUUGAUGGCGCCGACGACUACGACAUAAACCAAAACAGGAAAUUACUCAAAACAAUUGUGGUGAAAGGAGACUCGAAUAUCUCCUCAGCCAGUAUUAACGCUGGCGGCACCCUACUCAUUGCUUCGACUUCCACAGACGUCAAAGCCUUUGGCUUGAAACACAUCAACCCGACGAAACCGGCUGAUGUUACGCUUUCUUCGAUCGAAUUGCCGGAACACAUUACCAAGCUCGGUGCCAGCCGCGUACAAAUAUCGCCGGACGGAUCUUGGCUUUGUUUCAUACAGGACGGUUGUCGCGUCGUCAUCGCCAGCAUCACAUCCGAGUCGAGCAGCUACACAAUUUCGCAGUCCCGCCGUCUUCGCCGACUACACCGCUCCGUGCCCAAGUACAUACUCAAUGGUGGUCUAGGCUCAUACGAAAGAAACAUUACCCACAUCGCUUUCAGCCCAGAUUCGAAAGUGCUUGCGACGGCUGAUCUAGCUGGAUUCAUCGAUACAUGGGUGCUACGUGCUGCUGGGGACGAUACGGCUAACGGCCAUGCAAAUGGAGAUGAAGGUGACGACGCGUCAGCCGAUGACUCUGAUUCAUCAGACGACGACACCAAAAGUACCAAUACAAGUGAAGUUGGACGGUGGGCUCGCAACCCCAAUGCGAAAAUGAUGCCCAAACUGCCCGCAGCUCCGUCUGUCCUUACCUUCUCAGAUAGUGCUCCCGGGCAGGAGGGGGUGGAGGAUUAUACUCUGGCAGCAGUUACAUCAUCAUGGAAUGUCAUCGCAUUCAAUGCCCUGCAAGGAUCUCUGACUCCAUGGUCUCGCCGUCAUCCUCGUAAGGCUCUUCCCGGCCCCAUUCACGAUAUGCUAGACCUGGCCAAGGGCGCUUUUUGGCAAGGGUCCAGGCUUUGGAUUUACGGCAUCUCUUUUCUCUUCAUGCUUGACUUGAGUCAGGAUUUGCCUGUUGCGGACAAGGAUGCUGGUGACCAGCUCGUCCAGCAGGGCACAAAGCGCAAGCGAACAAACAUGAGCGGCGCUGGUGGUCGCAUGGCCAAGGAGGGCCUUAAACCGCAGCAAAUACGCAAAUAUGCGGCAAAUAAGUGGGAGAAGGUCGAAAUUGACGGGCCCAGCCCUAGCGGAGACGUGGAUAACGAGAGCGACGACGACAUGGUCGAUGUUGUAGACAGCGAGCUUACGCAACUUCGCGCCACAACCGACCUUGAAGCCCAAUCAGGAACGGAGGGCGAAGACGGACGGAAGAAGUGGUGGAUUACAUACAAAUAUCGCCCAGUACUGGGUGUCGUUUCUUUCGGCAAUCACGCGGACUCCCUGGAGGUGGCGCUGGUUGAGCGUCCGGCAUGGGAUAUAGAGACGCAGGAUAGCUACUAUGCUGGCGAAGAGUGGGAACGAAGAUAG
Cordyceps fumosorosea ARSEF 2679 is the source of this 2622-nucleotide messenger RNA. RefSeq names its product WD40 repeat-like-containing domain protein. The record is from RefSeq and is a predicted model, not a curated record. The coding region runs from base 1 to 2622 and encodes 873 amino acids. Lineage: Eukaryota; Fungi; Ascomycota; Sordariomycetes; Hypocreales; Cordycipitaceae. Gene Ontology annotation, cellular component: t-UTP complex; small-subunit processome; 90S preribosome. The transcript has a single exon. Gene Ontology annotation, molecular function: RNA binding; protein binding. Gene Ontology annotation, biological process: maturation of SSU-rRNA from tricistronic rRNA transcript (SSU-rRNA, 5.8S rRNA, LSU-rRNA).